UGUUAUUAACGUGCCCUGUUAUCGAUAGUUCGAUUUUUGCGAACACAAUAACAUUUACUUAAGAUCUGUAUAGAUAUGGGUUAGAUAUAUUUUUUUUUAAAGCUGCGUUCCGAUAUUCGCUACCAGUAUCACGAAAUCUAUAGCACAUGUGACGUGAAGUGUAGAGUUUUAGUACAUUUUAUUCAUGUAUCUACAUACACGAGACAUUGCGCAGAUAUUAAAAAUAUCGAACACACGUAUGAGCAUUUACAAAAGCUAAAUUAUGUGAGUCGAUGUAAUAAGCCUUUAAAUUUCAUUUAAAAGACCGCAUGUACUUUUUGAACAAUCUAAUUACAGAACGUAUAUGUAUAUUAAAGCAUAUAUGUUACACGUUACAAAGCGAGGAGGGAACUUGUAAAAUCAUGGCCGCCUUCAUAAGAAUCUAUCGGAUUUUAUAAUUUUCAUUUUGUUUCAAAAUACACUUGAUUAUAUCGAGAGAAUGUUGAGAAUGUGUCUUACAUUUUUCCCCAAAACACUGCUCACUGCUGGUUCAGUUGUAAUAUUUACUUUAAUUUUUUGCGAGUAUCUCAUUUAUUACAUAGUACUCAUCCAGUGCGAAUGGCCUGCUCUAGAUUCUCGAAAGGAAGAUUUAACUGUACAUAUGGAAGCUGCAGACAAACCUGUUAGAGCUAUGUUUAUUGCAGAUACUCAUCUAUUAGGUUCCAAAGAAGGUCACUGGUUUGAUAAAUUGAGAAGAGAAUGGCAAAUGUAUCGAGCAUUUCAAACCAUGAUAACACUACACAGACCAGAAGUAAUUUUUGUUUUAGGUGAUGUAUUUGAUGAAGGACAUUGGUGUAGUUCUGGAGAAUUCGAAUACUACGUACAAAGAUUCCAUUCUCUGUUUUAUAUACCUAAAGACGCACGUAUAUAUGUUAUCGCUGGAAAUCAUGAUAUGGGUUUUCAUUAUGCAAUCACACCGUAUCGUAAUCAGCGUUUCAUUAAUGGUAUGAAGAGUCCGAGCGUGCGGCGAUUGAGCAUAAGAAACAAUCAUUUUGUGCUAAUUAACAGUAUGGCAUUAGAAGGAGACGGCUGUUUCUUAUGCCGACAGACUGAGAUUGCAGUGAACAAAAUAGCUAGAGAUUUAAAAUGUGCAAGAAAAAUAGAUGAUACUUGUAACAACGCAAGCGUAAUUGCUAGAUACAGCCGACCGAUAUUGUUGCAACAUUAUCCGAUGUAUCGAGAAUCUGACGAGAUUUGCAACGAAUUGGAUCAAGCUCCUGACGAGAUAAAGACCAUUAAAUUUCGCGAACGAUGGGAAUGCUUGUCAAAGGAAGCAUCGGAAGAAAUUCUAGAUAUUUUGAAUCCACGACUGAUUGUUGCCGGUCACACUCAUCACGGAUGCAGAAGAAUGCAUCGGGACAAUAUCCUGGAAUUCACAAUCUCGUCUUUCAGCUGGCGCAAUAAGAUCAAUCCGUCUCUUCUGCUGGGUACUUUUGUUCCCAACAAUUAUUCCGUCUCAAAAUGCUACAUGCCUGUGGAAUCUACUGUGAUUUUAAUUUAUACGGUCAGCAUCACAUGCAUUCUGAUUUACUUGAUCAUAAAGCUCAGGCCGAGAUGUCACGCGUACUCUCGCUUGAAAAUACCUUGAAUUUAAAUUGAUAUGUAUAUACAUAGGGUGUUUGAAAAAUUGUGACAUAGCCAAAGUGUGAAGAUAGAAUCAAUCUUAACAGAAUAGAAUCAUCUAUCAUUUUGCAAAAUUUGCAAUAUUUAUUGAGUUAUUAAUCAAGGCUUGAGUGGUUUGGUGCGCAUAUGGCUCCUAGACCGGUUAGAGCUAGUCUAUACGCCAUUCUACGUAAAGAGUUAUUAAUCAAUGAAUAUAAGUUAAUGAGUGCGUGAAAGGCAAUGAUCCGGACAUGAAUUACUAGCUCAAUAAAUAUUGCGAAGUUGCAAAAUGGUAAAUGACUUCUGUUCGGAUUGAUUCAAUCUAUUUACUUCUUACACUUCGGCUGUGUAAAAAUUUUUAAGAUACUUUGUAUACUAAAGCAAAGCAGACGCGUGCUACGCACACGUCAUCGAGCUUAGGGUGGCUGCGAUAUUCUGCCAGUACUAAAAAUCUAUUUGCUUUACGUCACAUCAGAGGUGCAAGAUCGCGCACGUGUCUCCACCGCUUUGAUCUUUUGUUGCUGCGUGCGCGAUCUUGCAACUCUGCGUCACAUGUGCUAUAGAUUUCCAGUAUUGGCAGUGAAUAUCCGAACACAGCCGGUAUAUGUACAUAUUUUCAUGUUUUUUGAAAUUAUCUCAUCCGCGAAUCAUAACAAAUAUAAUCAUGUUAAUGGUUAGGAACUGUCAAAAUUAUAACACCAAACCAUAGAAAACCAAUCGGCGUCGCGGAAGAGGCAAUAAUACAAACAAGAUAUUAGAGUUUUAUCGAGAUAUAUGUAAGUUUCUCGAUGUUGAUACACGCGCUUUUCAUAGUAGGAGCAAAUUUAGAAUACAAUAGAAUUUGUAUACAUAUAUAAGAAGAGAGAGAAAAAAGAUGUGAUAUUCUCGAAGUAUUCUAAAACUUUGUACAUGUUAUCAAUACGUGUUAUUUACAUUGAUAUAAAAUACUUUGUAACAAUAAUUCACUGCGCGCGCGCGCACACACACACAAAGAAAUGUUUCCUAUAGAAAGUGCUUAUAUAUUUACAAUUCAACUUUUAUUAAGUUAUAUUUUCAAUUAUAAAAAGAACGAGCCUUUUCUUUUACUAUAUCCUAUUUUACGAACGCUAGCUUACUAAUGUACAUUUACUGAACGGUUUUACACACAUAUACACAAGCAAGCGAACAAGCGAAAAGAGAGAAAAAAAGGGAGGUAGAGAGAGUGGAAAAGGAGCGUGUUUCAAUGCGAGUUUACAGUGUAAAUUAUACGUCAUAAAAGAG
Pseudomyrmex gracilis is the source of this 2901-nucleotide messenger RNA. RefSeq names its product metallophosphoesterase 1 (gene PGAP5). Lineage: Eukaryota; Metazoa; Arthropoda; Insecta; Hymenoptera; Formicidae. Gene Ontology annotation, molecular function: hydrolase activity. Gene Ontology annotation, biological process: GPI anchor biosynthetic process. The coding region runs from base 479 to 1627 and encodes 382 amino acids. The transcript is spliced from 9 exons. The record is from RefSeq and is a predicted model, not a curated record.